AUGGUAUACAUCAAUCGAGCAUUUCAGGUGCUGGCUAUUGCUUCUUUUGCAGUUGCGGAUGAUGCUCCAGUCAAGACGAAUUCUCCAGAAUCUGCCAAGUACAUCGCUAAAUUUAGUGACAAUAUCGAAGGUUCUGUUGUGUUCUCCACUACGAGCAAUUCUACUGUUAAGGUCGAUGUUGAUUUCGAUGGAUUGCCAUCUGACGGUGGUCCUUUCGCUUACCAUGUCCACGUUGUCCAAGUCCCUUCUGAUGGUAAUUGUACGGCAACACUGGGUCAUUUGAAUCCGUACGAUGGCAGUGUGAAUGCAACAAGUCCUGCUGCAAAAGAGGUUGGAGAUUUAUCAGGUAAGCAUGGUGUCAUUGACGAUCAAUCUUACCAAACUUCUUACAUUGACGAAUAUAUAUCUCUGGAGGAGACCGAUCCCGCUUUCGUUGGUAACCGUUCGAUCGUCGUGCACUUCGCUAACAACACCAGAUUGGCUUGUGCUAAUAUCACCGAGUAUUCUGUCUCUUCCAACAGCUCCUCCAAUAGCUCUAACUCGACAGUAACUAGUGGAAAUGCUGCCGUUGCCAAUUAUGGCAAUGCCCCAGUUCUUCUUGGAGCAGUCGCAGCAGCUGUAGGUCUGUUGAUCUAA
Messenger RNA from Torulaspora delbrueckii, 636 nucleotides. RefSeq lists its product as uncharacterized. The record is from RefSeq and is a predicted model, not a curated record. The transcript has a single exon. The coding region runs from base 1 to 636 and encodes 211 amino acids. NCBI's taxonomy places the organism in Eukaryota, Fungi, Ascomycota, Saccharomycetes, Saccharomycetales, Saccharomycetaceae. Gene Ontology annotation, molecular function: superoxide dismutase activity; copper ion binding. Gene Ontology annotation, biological process: removal of superoxide radicals. Gene Ontology annotation, cellular component: extracellular region.